Messenger RNA from Paracoccidioides brasiliensis Pb18, 894 nucleotides. RefSeq lists its product as uncharacterized. Gene Ontology annotation, cellular component: mitochondrion. The transcript has 2 exons. Gene Ontology annotation, molecular function: omega-amidase activity. Bases 1 to 894 code for a protein of 297 amino acids. The record is from RefSeq and is a predicted model, not a curated record. Gene Ontology annotation, biological process: oxaloacetate metabolic process; L-glutamine metabolic process.
AUGGCCACUCUUCUGAAAAAGCCUCUGAAACUCGCCCUGGUGCAAUUAGCUUCAGGUGCCGAUAAAGCCCUUAACCUCCGUCACGCGCGUAACAAAGUCCUCGAAGCCGCAAAUUCAGGCGCAUCCCUCAUCGUGCUGCCAGAAUGCUUCAACUCCCCCUACGGCACCCAAUACUUCUCCAAAUACGCCGAAACCCUCUCCCCCUCCCCACCUUCAAAGGAGCAAUCCCCUUCCUUCCAUGCCCUUUCUGCCCUCGCCUCAGAGGCCAAAGCCUAUAUCAUCGGCGGCAGCAUCCCCGAAUUCGCCCCAGAGAGUAACAAAUACUACAACACCUCCCUUGUCUUCUCACCCACAGGCGCGCUGAUCGCCACGCACCGCAAAACGCACCUCUUCGACAUCGACAUCCCCGGCAAAAUCACCUUUAAGGAGAGCGAGGUGUUGUCUGCCGGCAAUAAGAUUACAAUCGUCGACUUACCGGAAUAUGGCAAGGUGGGGCUGGCGAUCUGCUACGACGUGCGGUUCCCGGAGUCAGCCAUGAUCGCGGCGCGCAGGGGUGCUUUUCUACUGGUAUACCCGGGCGCAUUCAACUUGACUACCGGACCCCUGCACUGGUCGUUGCUGGGGAGGGCGCGGGCCGUGGAUAAUCAGGUCUACGUUGCACUGUGCAGUCCGGCUAGAGACAUGAAUGCCUCGUACCAUGCUUGGGGGCAUAGCUUGGUUGCAGAUCCGAAGGCGGAGAUCUUGAAGGAGGCUGGGGAGGCGGAGGAGAUUGUCUAUGCUGAUCUGAAUCCAAAGGCAAUUGAGGAGAUGAGGAAGGGAAUUCCAAUCUAUAAUCAGCGGCGGUUCGAUGUGUAUCCUGAUAUUAGCAAGGGGGUCUUCAAGGAUAGUGAGUGA